CUAUGGUUCAAUCCGUUUUCUACAAGGUGCGUUAGCCUCAAACUUGUCUCUCUGCUUUCCCAACAUCUAGUUUUAAUCUCCGAAACCAAAGAAAGAAACUAAAGCGACAUGGCAGACUCUGUUUUUCCCAGAACACCUCGGAAGGAAGAUGUCAACUAUAACUUACAUUUCCGACUUAUAAACGAGCAACAAGUGGACGAUAUCUGCCUUGAUUUCUUCUAUAAGCCUCACACCAUCACACUUCUGACACUCACUGUGCUAAGUCUCAUGUACUUUGCGUACACAAGGGAUGAUGACAACUCUGACAACAACCUCCGAGUUGGUAUUUUGGUAGUUGUCUUUUUCUUUUUGGUCAUCAGCGUCCUGGCCUUGCCCAAUGGACCUUUCACUAGGCCACAUCCUGCCGUAUGGCGAAUCGUGUUUGGCCUCAGUGUUCUGUACUUCCUGUUUCUUGUCUUCCUCAUCUUCCUCAACUGGGACCAAGUUAAGACACUGAUGUACUGGCUGGACCCAAAUCUGCGCUACGCCACGCGGGAGGCUGACAUCAUGGAAUAUGCUGUGAACUGUACAGUGAUAACAUGGGAGCGGGUCCUGUGCCACUUUGACAUCUUUGCAUUUGCCCACUUUGCUGGCUGGGCAAUGAAGGCUCUGCUCAUCCGCAGCUACGGCCUCUGUUGGACCAUCAGCAUCACCUGGGAGCUCACUGAGCUGUUUUUCAUGCACCUGCUGCCAAACUUCGCCGAGUGCUGGUGGGAUCAGGUGAUACUGGACAUACUGUUGUGUAAUGGAGGAGGAAUCUGGCUGGGAAUGACUGCCUGCCGGUUUUUGGAGAUUAGAACCUACCGUUGGGCCAGCAUCAAGGAAAUCCACAGCACCACAGGGAAGAUAAAGCGAGCCGUGCUCCAGUUCACCCCGGCAAGUUGGACUUACGUGCGCUGGUUUGACCCAAAGUCCUCCUUCCAGAGGCUAACAGGCAUCUACCUCUUUAUGAUCUUAUGGCAGCUGACAGAGUUGAACACAUUCUUCCUCAAGCACAUCUUCGUCUUCCAGGCGUCUCACCCUCUCAGCUGGUGUCGUAUCCUCCUGGUGGGAGUCAUCACUGCCCCCACUGUACGACAAUAUUAUGCAUACCUAACAGACACUCGUUGUAAGCGAGUCGGCACCCAAUGCUGGGUGUUUGGGGCCAUCGCUUUCCUCGAGGCUCUUGCUUGUGUGAAAUUCAGUCAAGACUUGUUUUCCAAGACACAAAUUCUUUAUGUAGUCCUGUGGCUGCUUUGUCUGGCACUCCUCACACUGCUAUGUUUAUAUGGAAUGGUCUGGUAUGAGCUGAAUAAACUCAAGAGCCUUUCUACACAAAGCGAAGACUGCGAUGACAGCAGUGUGAGCGACUCGUGUGGUUUUGUUCCCGGUGGGAUUGCAGUUCCGGGGGAUGCUUCAAGAAGUUCUCAACCGACAAAAAGGAGGAGAGCUUGUGGGAAGAGCAGAUUGGGAAAUGACCAUGGAGGAAAGCAAUGAGACAGUGAAAGAUUCUGCCAAGAAGAAAAAUACAGUGUCCAUCAAAUUUACUGAAUGAUGUUAAAGUUGCAUCCAGGGUAUAAUUAAAUGUUAAAAGCAGACUCAAAAGUUACAUAUAUUCUUUUAACUCGUCAGGUUCUAAUGUUCUAAAUGAGCCAUAUGCUUCAAAUAACCGCUGGCAGGUGUGUUGGUGCUCUGGUGGAUCUCUAAUACGGAUCACAAGGUUAAAACGUGUCAGGUAUUCAAUGUUAGAUUUUUUUGUAACGGGCCGAGCCUAGAAUUUAUUUAUACAUAAACUAGAAUGCUAACCUUAGCAUCGUCCCCAGAAGCAACAUUUUCCCCUUUUGUACCUUUUUUAAAAUGACAAAAUAUUGUGUUGAACACUUUGCACUGUGGGGAAAGUAUGCUUUUUGUUCUUAAUAUUUUUGACUGUUUACACUAAAUAUACCUUUUUAUGAGAAAACUAAAUAUCAAUUUUCAUCCUGUGUGCCUGUUAUGUUUGUCAUUAGAAUUGGUGACGAUUGAAUGUUAUGUCGUUUUUUAAUAAUAAUUACAAAAAGUGACAAGUUUUUGUAACUAUAAUACAUUAAAGCACUGCCUAAUACAGAACUGUAUGUUUUUCUAUCAUUGCAUAUUCACUUCCAAUAAAAUGACCAACCCAGUGUAACUGA
Messenger RNA from Gasterosteus aculeatus aculeatus (three-spined stickleback), 2186 nucleotides. RefSeq names its product phosphatidylserine synthase 1b (gene ptdss1b). Gene Ontology annotation, molecular function: L-serine-phosphatidylethanolamine phosphatidyltransferase activity. Gene Ontology annotation, biological process: phosphatidylserine biosynthetic process. NCBI's taxonomy places the organism in Eukaryota, Metazoa, Chordata, Actinopteri, Perciformes, Gasterosteidae. The record is from RefSeq and is a predicted model, not a curated record.